Ilex paraguariensis (yerba mate) is the source of this 264-nucleotide messenger RNA. Lineage: Eukaryota; Viridiplantae; Streptophyta; Magnoliopsida; Aquifoliales; Aquifoliaceae. The record is from the annotation of a GenBank genome assembly.
UCCUCAACGUCUAGCAAAAAAGUUGAAGGAAUGGCAGUAGUAGGCUAUGCAGAAGUGCUAGCCCCAGGAGUAAGUGGUGGAAUAUCAGGUGUGGCAACAUGUGGAACCUCAAAAAGAAUAACUGGGGGUGGAGGUACCACAGUAGAGGCUCUCCCGGGAAUGCCUGCUCGUAGACUCUCUUCAUCAUCAGCCUUAACAACUCCAAAAUUCCCUGGUCCUCAACUAUGGCUUGCCCUAUGUCCUCUGACUUACCCCCAAUCCUAG